This is a messenger RNA of Ectocarpus siliculosus, 2064 nucleotides long. NCBI's taxonomy places the organism in Eukaryota, Phaeophyceae, Ectocarpales, Ectocarpaceae. The record is from the annotation of a GenBank genome assembly.
AUGGAAAGCCCAGCCACCAUUGCCCGAACUUCCUCGGCGACCGCUGCAGCCCGUGGCGCCCUCGUUAGCGAGGAAUGGUGGGCCCACAUACUUCGAGACGCGGACAUGUUUUCAUCUCUCGGAGGGGAUGCCAAGGUGGUGUGUACAUCGGCAGGGCACACCACGCGCUUGGUUUUGGACCUGGUGGAGCCUGAGCACACAGCAGUCGUCCCACUACCGAAAACUGCCGGCGAAGGAGGUGUUGAUGGUUCGGUCGCGACGGCCAUGUCAAGCUUCAAGUUGACAUCCGAACAGAACGGUUCUAUCGUCAGUUCUUCCCACAGCUCAUUCCACGUUCGAUUCUCACAAGUAGCAGGCCUGCGAAGGAUUGGCACGGUUGAUGGCGGCACGGCCGGGUCUGAGCUUUUGGAAACAGUCCCGCGACGGGUCAAGAUAUCGGUCAACGGCGUCGAGGCAACGACAGUGCUGGACAGCGUAAGCAUCGACGGCGUUAGGGCAGGGACAAACGUGUUUGAGUUUUGCCUGCUCGACAAACAGAUGGAAGAUCCGCAGCGGGGGACCCGGCCUGCAGAUGGGGAGAUUUGCAUCGCCCAGAUCUCGCUGAUUAUCGAAGUCUUCUCGGCAGAGACACACGUAGUCCGGCGCAGACCUUCACAGGAGGGUGCGCUUUCCUCCAGAGCCGCUGCUGGCGGAACGGAGGGCGGGGACGGCGGUAUCGAGCCCCGUCGUAUCGUGUUUGUUGUUGAUCUUCAGGUCGUGGAUGGCUACAAGCUCAGCACGCUCCACCUGUCAAAGAACAUGCCCAGUGGUUUCCGAGCAUCUAUGCUGGACCUAUCUUGUGCACCCGGGGAUCUACCUGUGAAGGAUUCGUUCGAGAGGCACGCUGUCGAAGUCUUUCGUUUGUGCAUCAAGCCACCAAUCAAGAUGUGGGACUCGGCUCAGCGGGAGGGCACCACUGUGGUCCAGCUCCUGCAUUCCGCCCUCGUGAGCGCGGCAACGUGGGAAGAUGUCACGUCGAGACACCCCGACGUCGCGCAAGCACUCCUCGAUCUCCACCGCCACCUAUCCGCCUUCGACGUGCUCGUGAUGUCCAACGGGCGCGGAGACAACGACGCGUUUCUCCUGCAGGCAGCGCGGUUGGCAAGAGUGGGCACUCGCGUGGUGCUCCUCGGCGCUGGUGCUGUCAGCAGUCACGUGUCUCCGCUGUUUGGCGGGGCUACCAAGCUCAUCGGGCCGUCUCACUACGUCGCGCACGCCCCGGCCGUUAGCCGAAACGAGCAAGGCUUGUCGGUCAAGGUUUGCCAACCGGUGAUGGACGCCGCGGGAGUUCUGAGCGCCGCUCGUUCGUGCCGCUUGACCAACGCGGAAGCCCGUGACGGCUCUGAGAAGGUCUCGGGUGGUCAUCCCCAAUACCCGGAAAGGAGCUUUGGAGAGGAUGAAGGCGGCGCAACUGGCGUCAAUGACGGAGGAAGCGUUUCACCCUCGCCCUCGAAGUUUAUCAUGGUCGGCCGAGUUGUGCCCGAAAAGACGCCGGGUAUGUUUGUGCGUGCCGUGGCGGUACUGCAGAGGAGACUGGAGGAGGGCGGCGGAAGGCGAGCAGAAGCUGUCGUCGUAGGGAACGGCACUCUGCUCGGGCCGAUGCAGGGCCUCGCCCGGGACCUCAAUGCAACCGUAAGGUUUACGGGGUUCCUGUCGGCAGAGGAAGUGCCCUGUGAGGUUCAAAAGGCAACCGCUCUCGUUCUACCCUCGACUGGCCCUACGGCGUUCGAGAUGGUUGGACCUGAGGCCAUGCUCCUGGGCGUGCCGCUGGUGACGUUUGGGUUCGGGGGAAGCGGCGAGCUGGUUCGUCACAUGGAGAACGGCAUCUUGGUGGCCGAGCCCACUCCCAAGGCAUUGGCGGACGCCCUCGAGCUCUUGGCUGGGGACGCGGUGUUAAGAGAUCGCUUAGGAGCCCAAGCUCGACUGGACGCCCUUCAGGCACUCUCUCUACCAGAAAUGGUAGCUUGUUUUGUGGAUGAGUUCGGCAGCUUUGCGAAGAAUAGAAGAAGAACUAGCCCGACGUAA